This is a messenger RNA of Brassica napus (rape), 786 nucleotides long. RefSeq lists its product as uncharacterized. The transcript has 2 exons. The record is from RefSeq and is a predicted model, not a curated record. The coding region runs from base 1 to 786 and encodes 261 amino acids. NCBI's taxonomy places the organism in Eukaryota, Viridiplantae, Streptophyta, Magnoliopsida, Brassicales, Brassicaceae.
AUGACUGAUCGAGUUCGAAAACAGUUACAAGAUAUUACUCUAGGGAUAGAAGAUGAUGUUGUCGAUCUUCCUCUAGACCUAGUCGCGGAAGCAGAAGAAGAAACCCAGUUUGCUUUGAUCGGAAAACCUUUGAACCCGAGAAAACAGAAAAUUCGGGGAAUGAUGUCUGCUCUACCAAGACUGUGGGGUGUUGCUGAUAAGAUUGCAGGACGUGUUCUAGAGAACAACAAAGUUCAAUUCCUUUUCAAGUUUGGAGAUCAAACUGCUGUAUUCAAAAUUCGCUAUGAGAAGCUUCGGGGUUUCUGCAACAUUUGUGGGUUAAUGUCUCAUGACUCAACCGAUUGUCCUCAAAACAACCCCAAUGAUGAGGAGGCUCCCCAUGAUGAUAAUAAUGAUGAUGAUAAUGCAGAUGAUGGUCCUCCUUCUGGUUUCUCUACGCCAGAACAUCACGACCCGGUGGAUCCUGUUAUUCCACCAAGUGAUAAUCAACAUGAUGUUGCGAAUCAUGACUCCACUCCAUCUAAGAAGCGAAAAACAGAGCCCUCUGUUCCUAUGGUGGAGUUGUACCCUUUGUGCUAUGAAACACGACAAGGUAUGAUUUAUGAGGAGGUUACUGAACAAGUCUUGAAGAGGAUGAGAAGACAAGCAGAAACUUGUGAAGGCAGACAAUGGUUCCAAGCAAUGCAUGAUCAGGAGGCAAGUUCUUCACGUGCUUCUCCUCAGGGUCCUCACAAAACAAAUGAUCGAGAGGGUACGGUGGGCCACAAGCCACCGGCGUCAGGAUGA